UGCAGUGAGAUGUAUUCUGCGCUUUCAGCCUGCACGCGCAGCUGGUGCGAGCGCAGCCUGAGUGGUACUGAUGCGGAGCGGGUUAGAACCUUUGCCGCAGUGCUCGGGGCACCGUAGUCUGUACCAUCUUCGAUCGCUCGCUGACAUUUUAAAUGCAGUCCUGGAAGCCAACCUCUCGCGCUCUCCUUGGCGGUGUGUAGAUGGAGCAGCGGUCCCAGCUGAAGCGUGAAUAAACACUACACGCUUUGCAGGCAGCGCUCCCCUGAAUCUAAACCCCUUUAAAAUCGUAUGUAUUCCAGCAAAACAACUGAUGCGCACUCCGCAAGCUCUGCCUCACCCUUGCGAAUACACACGGCAGAAAGAAGUGCCCACUAAAGCAGGAUGGCGUAACUGAAAGAGACUCACAGCCAACAAGAGGAGCAAGAGAGGCGGAAAAGAUGGGAUACAAGAUCCCGGGCGCAGCCAUGGACCGCGUCAGCCUGCUAUGGCGACUGCGUCGUCGGGCUCGGCGAGGGGUGCUGUGCAUGGGCCUGUUCUGCAUCGCUAUGGGGCUCCUCUACGCCCUCUGCGCCGAAAACAGCGUCCCCGUCACCGAUGCCAUCUUCGGGGUGCGAGCCCGCACCCGUGCCCAGCCCCGUGCCCACUCUGUCGUGAAGGUGGUACGAGCCGGAGGAGGAGGGGCGAAGCCCAUAUUCGUCAACCCCCAGAACCACCCCGGGAUCGUCCCAGGUGACCCCCACCGCCCCAUCCCCGUACUCUCUGCCUCUAACUCCACCCUGCACAACAGUGCCGGGGACCCCAAGAUCAGGAGGAAGGAGUCGGGCGGACCGGGGUACCUCUCCUGGCUGAUGCCCCGUCCCCUCAGAUGGUUUGUGGAGGGGAUCUUUGGGGGCAGGAGAGCAGGGGCAGGGGGAGCGGACUCUGAGUUUUUUGGACCCCAUGGGUUGCUGGGGGAGGUGUGGGAUGAGGAGAUGUCUAGCACCAUGCUGGGGAAGAGGAUGAAGAAAGUGGUUCAGAACUACCAGGCUAUGAACAAAUACGGGGUGCCACCCCAGAGCAGGGGGGGCCCUAAGCGCAGCGGCCCUGAGCUGUUGUGUCAGCUGAAGGAGAAAGUGGAGGUCACCACACUCACGCCAGAAUUAAAGCCCUUCUCCAGUCUCCCCUGGCUCUCCCUCCUGCCCCCUCGACCUCUGACCUCUGACCUGGGGCCCUUCAAGACCUGUGCAGUGGUAUCAUCAGCAGGGUCUCUGAAACACUCCGGAUUGGGGAAGGAGAUUGACACCCAUGAUGCAGUGCUGCGAUUCAACUCUGCUCCCACGUCAGGCUACGAGAAGGAUGUGGGCACCAAGACUACCCUGCGUCUGAUUAACUCACAGGUGAUGGCAUCAGAUGACCACCGUUUUCUGUCGAGCUCUCUGUACAGUGCUGGAAUCUUGGUGGCUUGGGACCCCGCCCCCUACUCCUCAGACUUGGCAGAGUGGUACAACAGGACAGACUACCCCAUAUUCCAGCAGUACCAGAAGUACCGGCGCCUGCACCCCCAGCAGCCCUUCUACAUUCUGCACCCACGCAUGGAGUGGCAGCUGUGGGAUCGAAUCCAGGAAAACAUGGCCGAAUCCAUCCAGAGGAACCCACCCUCCUCUGGUUUGCUGGGAACGGUGCUGAUGAUGUCGCUGUGUGAGGUGGUGCACGUGUACGAGUUCCUGCCGUCUCGCCGCAAGACAGAGCUGUGCCACUACUACCAGCGCUUCUACGAUGCCGCGUGUACGCUGGGCGCCUACCAUCCGCUGCUCUACGAGAAGAACCUGGUGAAGAGGAUGAACCUGGGGCCUGACCGCGACAUCUACAUCCACGGCCGAGUAACCCUGCCCGGAUUCAACACCUUCAACUGCACCCCCAGCACCACGCACUGAAGCACUGGCUGACUCCUGCAGAGUGACUGACUGAACCACACUUACUGUCUGAAUCUCACAAACUGACAGACUCACACAGAGUGACUGCCUGAACCACACUGACUGUCUGAAUCUCACUAACUGACAGACUCACACAGAGUGACUGACUGAAUCAUACUGAGCGAGUGACACAGACUGACUGUAGACUUCCAGCAUGAUCCGACACGCUGACUGACUGAACCACACUCACUGGCACACACGCCGGCGGCGUAGCAAAAUGGACACACUCAGACUCUGACAUGCAGUUGGACAGGUUUGGCUGUUGAUGUCGAGCAGAAGAUGGGCAUUCCCCUUGCAGGCACACUCACCUACUAUAAGGAAUAGGAAAGCCCAUACACAACAGCUGCCACUCACAGUAAACCCAGCUAACAGACACACACACACACACACACACAGGCGUGCAUGUACAUGCAGACAGACACAGUCGGGAGUGUGCCCCAGCAUUGACUAUGACUCAGUCACUAUAACUUUAUGACUUACCAACUACUCUAACAAACCCACUGCCUGGCACACUGACACUAUAGUCCAAAAACCAGACAGCCUCCCUUUCAGACACAGACUUGUACACACACACACACACACACACACACACACACACACACACACUCCACUGACAGACACACACGCCACCUGAGAGACAUGCACACUUGUUGUUUGAUGCUGCCAUGUCUCAUGUUACACUGGUCUGCACUCAGUACUACAGUGCAGUGGGGCUGUCAUGCACUCAGCCGGCAGUGCCAUAUUGUUGCCAUUGUUACCCAGUCCUCUUGUAUAUACAUACAGCCUACACUGUGAGAAAUAGCUGGCUUUACCCUUCUCUCAUGCUGUACAGGGGCCCCGGUUGUGGUGACUCUCUAUGUGGAAUGUGUUUGCAUGCCUACUGUAGCUAAGCUGCACAGCACACGUGAAGUACGACCCGUGGCUUUCACAGAGGCUGAUUUGGCGACCAUAAAUGGCCUAAAUCAGCUGCAUUGUGCAAAGUGAUGCAAACAAGCACAUCACAGAGUAAUGUCCAUUUGUGUUUAUGUCACAUAUGCUUUUUUGGUUUAUUUUAAUCAGUCCUCCUGCCAUACAACUGAUUCUGGGCUGGGGCUGCUGUCUCACCCAAAUCAAUGGGGGCAGGGACCGGAUUUUAGGAGGACUGUUCGGUCAGGCAGUGAUGGACGGUGCACUGUCUGCAUCAGAGUGUCAGUCGUGUUCUUUGAAUACUGGAUAGACAAAAAUCAUACUGGAUAGACAAAAAAAGAACGAAACGUAAAUAAACCAGGGACCCCUGCCCAAUGGUGAGACCUAUGGACAACAGGCAAUUUGAAGCAGCGUCAGAUGGAAUGGAUUAACAAUUGUGGACAGAGCUGGAACACUGCAUUGCGCAGUUCCUCUACCACGCUUCCCUGAGCUUUCCUCCGUAAAAUAUCAACUCCCAUCCUGCUCACACACACACACACACACACACACACAGA
Molecule: messenger RNA, 3412 nt
Organism: Megalops cyprinoides (Indo-Pacific tarpon)
Lineage: Eukaryota; Metazoa; Chordata; Actinopteri; Elopiformes; Megalopidae
Gene: st6gal1
Product: ST6 beta-galactosamide alpha-2,6-sialyltranferase 1
Exons: 8
Coding region: 438-1913 (491 amino acids)
Molecular function (GO): sialyltransferase activity
Source: RefSeq, a predicted model, not a curated record